Eruca vesicaria subsp. sativa (arugula) is the source of this 1325-nucleotide messenger RNA. Lineage: Eukaryota; Viridiplantae; Streptophyta; Magnoliopsida; Brassicales; Brassicaceae. The record is from the annotation of a GenBank genome assembly.
AUCAGACACAACACGGUGAAGUUCUCUUCUUGAAUCGUUCCUCGUCUUCAACAGACAUCACCUCCUUGUCUGAAAUCAGGUUUGGAUCCUCCUCUCUGCAUAAAGCUUCGAUCUUUAAGUGAGAUCCUCAAGAGCUUCAAAUGAAAGUUGUCCCCUUUUAGCUCGAUUCACCUCUGUCUUCGUUUUGAUUUCGAAUCUUUUAGCUUCUUAAUGAAUAAUUAGAUUCUGGGUUUCUCUAGAGCAUAACAUCUGAUUGAAAAGUCAGAAACUUUGUUAACUUUUAUAGUUUUUGCUCUGCAGAAUGGUUGAUUUGUCUACUCUAUCUCCUACGGAGAUCACAGUGAUGGGAUCCGUAUUCUGCGUUUUACUCUCAAUGCACUUCACCAUGCAGCUCAUAUCCCAACAUCUCUUCUACUGGAAGAGCCCUAAACAACAAAAAGCCAUCCUCAUCAUUGUUCUCAUGGCUCCUGUUUACGCUAUCACUUCCUUUCUGGGCUUGCUUGAUGCUAAAGGAAGCAAAACCCUUUUCAUGUUCCUAAACACCGUUAAAGAUUGCUAUGAGGCACUUGUCAUUGCUAAGUUCUUGGCGUUGAUGUGUAGCUACGUAAACAUUUCCAUGAGUGGAAUGAUUAUCCCUGAUGAGAUUAAAGGGAGAGAGAUUCACCAUUCGUUUCCAGUGACUCUAUUUGUUCCCAGGACUACACAUUUAGAUCACCGUACACUGACACAGCUCAAGCAUUGGACGUGGCAGUUUUGUAUUAUCCGCCCUGUGUGUUCCUUCUUGAUGGUAUCACUGCAGCUUCUCGGGAUUUAUCCACCGUGGUUGAGCUGGAUCUUCACUGUUACUCUAAACGUUUCGGUAUAUUUGGCUUUGUAUUCUUUGGUGAAGUUUUACCAUGUUUUUGCCAAAGAGUUGGAUCCUCAUAAGCCGCUUACAAAGUUCAUGUGCGUCCAAGGGAUAGUCUUCUUCUGCUUUUGGCAGGGAGUAAUGCUGAAGGUAUUGGUGGGAUUAGGAUUAAUAAAGUCUCAACACUUCUGGUUGGAGGUGGAGCAGCUUGGGGAAGCUCUGCAAAACGUGCUUGUGGUUCUUGAGAUGAUUGUCUUCUCCGUUAUGCAGCAAUACGCUUUUCAUGUUGCUCCCUAUAGUGGAGAAACCGAAGCUAAGAUGAGAAUGAACAAGAGGGAUUGAUUCCUGAAAGAGAGGAUUUAGACCAGAGAAGAGUUAUUUUUUUUUUUUUUUGUUAAUGUGAAUGUUACUGAUUUUCUCUUAAGAACACAUUUUGGAUAGUGAUUAAUAAAGUUUCUUAGCUUCUCUCUAACGCUUG